Paramormyrops kingsleyae is the source of this 3406-nucleotide messenger RNA. RefSeq names its product kinesin-associated protein 3-like. Lineage: Eukaryota; Metazoa; Chordata; Actinopteri; Osteoglossiformes; Mormyridae. Gene Ontology annotation, molecular function: kinesin binding. Gene Ontology annotation, biological process: cilium organization; microtubule-based movement. The record is from RefSeq and is a predicted model, not a curated record. Gene Ontology annotation, cellular component: kinesin II complex; axoneme; ciliary transition zone.
AGCAUCUUUCCUCAGCGCACAGCUGUUAGUGACCCUCCGCUGUGUGCUGGGAUGACAGCGCCACAGCAAAUGCAUUCAUGAGAUGAUAUGAAAAGCGUUAUCCUCCACAAAUAACAUAUACUGUAAAUAAAGCGACGUACGAAAAUCCUCGGUUAGCCGGCUGUUUCUUAGCUCAAGACGCCAUGCAGUCGGAGGAUGCGCGGUAUUUGCAGAGGAAAGUCAAGGCAAAGAGCAUAGAUGUCCACCCCACAGAAAAAGCUCUUGUCGUGCAGUAUGAAGUCGAAGCAAACAUUUUGGGAGAAAUGGGAGACCGUAUGCAUGGCGAACGGAAGGAGUGCCAGAAAAUAAUUCGGCUGAAGAGCCUGAACUCCAAUACGGACAUCGCCUCCCUGGCCCGGAAGGUGGUGGAAGAAUGCACACUCAUACACCCCUCCAAGCUGCCAGAGGUGGAGCAGCUGCUGUUCUACCUGCAGAAUCGCAGGAAGUCUAACGGGAAGGAAAAAAGGGAGAAGAGGUCAGUUAAGCCUAGAGAUCUCACCCCUUUUGAGGGAAUGGAGAUCGAUGAAGAAGCCAACAUCAACAAUAUCGAUGACUAUGUGGAGCUGCUCUACGAGGAUGUGCCUGAGAAAGUGAGGGGCUCCACGCUAAUUCUCCAGCUGGCUCGCAACCCCGACAAUCUUAAAGAGCUGCUUCACAAUGAAACGGCUCUUGGCGCCCUGGCCCGUGUCCUUCGAGAAGACUGGAAGCAAAGCGUGGAUCUGGCCACCACCAUCAUCUACAUCUUCUUCUGCUUUUCAAGCUUCUCCCAGUUCCACGGCAUAAUCACCCACUACAAGAUCGGAGCCCUCUGCAUGAAUAUCGUUGAGCACGAGUUAAAGCGAUAUGACCUGUGGCAGGAUGAGCUGCAGCGGAAGAAGAAAGCUUGUGACGAUGAUUCUGACAACCACACCCUCAAGAAGGAACAUGAGAAGGCCUUUAAGAAGUAUCAAGGGCUGCUGGUGAAACAGGAGCAGCUGUUACGAGUGGCUCUGUACUUGCUGCUUAACUUGUCGGAGGACCCGCGGACGGAGCUGAAGAUGAGGAACAAGAACAUUGUCCACAUGCUGGUGAAGACCCUGGAUAGGGAGAACACGGAUCUGCUGGUCCUGGUGGUCUCCUUCCUCAAGAAGCUCAGCAUCUACCUGGAGAAUAAAAAUGACAUGGCUGAGAUCGACACGGUGGAGAAGCUGUCCAGGCUGGUCCCCUGCGAUCAGGAGGACCUGCUGAAUGUCACCCUGCGGCUGCUGCUCAACCUGUCCUUCGACACCGUCCUGCGCAGCAAGAUGGUCCAAGUGGGCCUGCUGCCCAAGCUCACCAACCUGCUGGUCAAUGAGAGCCAGAAGCAGAUAGCCAUGUGCAUCCUGUACCACAUCAGCGUCGACGACCGCUUCAAGUCCAUGUUUGCCUACACCGACUGCAUUCCACAACUGAUGAAGAUGCUUUUUGAGCAUGGCGAGGAGCGCUUGGAUGCUGAGCUCAUUUCCUUCUGCAUUAACAUCGCGGCCAACAAGAGGAACUCGCAGAUCAUCUGUGAAGGUAACGGCCUGAAGAUGCUGAUGAAAAGGGCCUUGAAACUGAAGGAUCCUCUUCUGAUGAAGAUGAUCAGGAAUAUAUCCCAACAUGAUGACCCACCCAAAGACUUAUUCAUUGACUAUGUGGGGGAUCUGGCCGCCCAGAUUAGUGGCGAUGAGGAUGAGGAGUUUGUGAUCGAGUGCCUGGGCACGUUGGCUAACCUGACCAUCCCGGACCUGGACUGGGAGCUGGUGCUGAGGGAGUACAACCUGGUGCCCUUUCUGAAGGACCACCUCAAGCCAGGCUCUGCAGAGGAUGACCUCAUCCUAGAGGUGGUGAUCAUGAUUGGCACCAUCUCCAUGGAUGACUCCUGUGCCGCCAUGUUUGCCAAGUCAGGAAUCAUCCCGGCCUUGAUCGAGCUGCUCAACGCCCAGCAGGAGGAUGAUGAGUUUGUCUGUCAGAUUGUCUACGUCUUCUACCAGAUGGUGUUCCACCAGGCCACCCGAGACGUCAUCAUCAAGGAGACCCAGGCUCCGGCCUAUCUCAUCGACCUGAUGCAUGACAAGAAUGCUGAGAUCAGGAAGGUCUGUGACAACACGCUGGACAUUAUUGCGGAGUAUGAUGAAGAGUGGGGGAAGAAGAUCCAGAGUGAGAAGUUCCGCUGGUACAACUCGCAGUGGCUGGAGAUGGUGGAGAAUCGGCAGAUGGACGAGGCCGAGCCCUUCAUGUACGGCGAUGACGGCGACGUCCUGGAGAGGCCCGACCUCUUCUACAGCGCUGAUGGGAUAAUCCCCUCGGAUGGUGCCCUUAGCCCCGAGUUCUUCCACGCCCAGAAUGGUGACAUCGCACAGCAGGUCUUCGGAGCUGGCGUGAGCCCCGAUGGAUUUGGACAAGCGGCCAUCUCACCAGGACGUCCCGCCACGGCCUACGGUUUCCGACCCGAUGAGCAUUUCUUCUACCGAUACGGAUCCUCCCGCUAGAACCAUUACCCUUGGCGAAAAGUCCUGACCGGGUCCCCUGUUCUUUAGACUGAAACGCCUCCGGAAAACUAGACUGGCAGUUUAUUACGAUGCCAACACUAUGCCCAGCACUUAAGCAUAACGGCUUUGAGUAGUUAGGGUUCCAUGUUUAUAUAUUAUACAAAGUUAUCAGAAUCAUCCUCGGAAUUAGUUUGUAUUUAGUUUCACUAUUCUGCCGGCGGCCUCACGUAACUCGAAAUGUUUCUGCAUGUCGGGUUAUUCGGGCCGCACGUCGCAUUGGAAAACUCCACGACUGUAAGUAUAGGCUUCCACUUCUAACGCAUUAAACGUCAAUAAACGACAAGCAGACUUAGUGAAAAACAGGCACACGCAUUGUAUAAUAAACUUUUAGUAGUGAUAUUUUUUUUUAUGGUAGUCGACGGACUGAAGUGUCCUGGGAACAGUUGCAUGGAUUAUUGUCUUGGUGUUCUUUGCUUAUAUGAAAGUAUUUAAUGUUCUGACACUGGAAGACUGUUGCAUUACACGUCCUAGAAUUGUUGCUGGCAAUACAAAGCUACUGUAUUAAAUUAAAACGUAAGAAAGCACUACCUUAUGUUCCCUUUGUUACUGGCUAACAAUAUGCAUUAUCGGUUUAGAAAUGCUCUUUUGUAUUAUUUAUUAUUUUCUAUGGAUUGUCUGUUAUUUUUUUGUAGCCAUUCUGGGACAAUGGGACUCCCGGUGGGGGGCUGAAGCUUGUCAUGUCUGCUGUAACAUUAAAAAGCAUUUGCUGCCAUGAUCGAAUUCUGAAGCUGUGUGAUUGGACAGAUUAUGUGAAGUUUGGUAUGAUUGGUCCAUUUAUGUACGCAUUCAUCCAAAUAAAGAUGAUCGCAACACCA